AUGGCGUUCGAUGACGAUGAAACCCCCCUCGUUAGCGGGCCGGCCCCUGCCCCAGCUGGGAAAGACGACGACGGCGCCGUCAUGGAGGAUGCGCUGGAGGACGGCAUGCCCGACUACAAGCUCUUCGCGUCCAUGUUCGAGAAAAAGGGCGUCUCGGGCAAGUCGAUCCGCAAGGGCGAAAAGGACUUCGAGUCGCACGGGACCCGGGCGCAGGACAACGCCCUCGAGUCAAGCCGCAAGGCCAUGGAGGAGGUUCUGGGCUACACCAGGACGCACCGGGCGGACGCCUGGUCCAGGGGCUGGUUCUUCCCGGACUGGUGGGCGCAGCAGUCGGCAGACGACAGCCGCGACGCGUGGCUGAGGCACCGCGUCGUCGUCGUGGAGCACGAAAAGGGGAGCUGGAUGAAGGAUAUUGGGCGCACCGUGCCCGGCACCAAGCAGGACCAGCCCGGCGUCGGCAGACUGUGGCUGCUCCCGGAGGAGGCGCUCUACCUGGUCGAGAGAGGGACCCUCGACUUCUGGUGGCCCGACGUGCAGCUACAAGAUCUCGAGGCGGCCUACGCGCUGCUCGUCGGCCUCGACGGGGAGCAGGGAAAGACGUCCUUGCCAAAGUACCAGGUCUUUGCCCAUCUCAAGCGAGCAGGCUUCCACGUCAUGCGAGCGCCGCCCGAAUCACGGCCAGCGCAGGAGUCGCCCCCGUCCCCGGCUACCCUCUGGCAGUGGCUCUUCUCUCUUGUCAGCUGGGAGAGGAGGCCGAAGCAGAACCCCCUCGGCCCGCUGGUCUCGUCGGGCAUCUACCGAGCCUACGGGCCCAUCUACCAACAACUGGCUAUGCUUCCCCGUCACCGGCCGAUGGCCGUCCCGCCAGCCGCCAGCGACGCGCCCCAGGAGCCAUUCCGCGUCAACUUUCACGUGUGGAAGCCCGGCGGCGCGCCCUUUUCCAAGAAGAACCCGCCGCCCCCGCACUUUCGCAUCGCCGUCGCAGACACGAGCAACUCGGAAGUGCCGACGCUGGAGCAGAUGGAGGCGCUGCUCGAGUCGACGCCGCUGGAUCCGCCGGGCGAGGGACUGCAGGGACCGGGGAGGCUCUACCAGCGGAUCAAGCACGGACACCGGAACGUGCUCGUGGCCGUGGUGGACCGGGGGCUCGUCAACUUUAUGAGGUUUGGAGAGGCCGUCUUUGGGGAUGAGAAGCUGUACGAGCGGUUCGACAAGCGAGGUGGAGGCGGCAGAGGGGUGGAGAUGAAGAGGUGA
This is a messenger RNA of Hirsutella rhossiliensis, 1254 nucleotides long. RefSeq names its product tRNA-splicing endonuclease subunit sen54 n-term domain-containing protein. Bases 1 to 1254 code for a protein of 417 amino acids. Gene Ontology annotation, biological process: tRNA-type intron splice site recognition and cleavage. The record is from RefSeq and is a predicted model, not a curated record. NCBI's taxonomy places the organism in Eukaryota, Fungi, Ascomycota, Sordariomycetes, Hypocreales, Ophiocordycipitaceae. Gene Ontology annotation, cellular component: tRNA-intron endonuclease complex. The transcript has 3 exons.